AUGGACGAAUCAGCUUGGUACGUAGAAACCCGAAUAAUAUCUGCCAUUCUGCACUCAAGUGACUGAUCUUGGCAAACCAAUGAUCUAAAUUCUUGCCGAAUAAACUUAUUAUCGCAUGCGCAAUUUUACCUUAACAUUAUCAAAAAAACAAAAACAAUGUAUUUACAUCCUCAAAAUCUGCUAGCAAGUUUACUCGAAUCAGCUGUUUCAACUCAUUGUUCCAUCCUAGGUCGUACUGUCCAUGCAUACAUCAUUCGCACACAUCAAACCCCAUUCCCAUCUUUCCUCUCCAACCACCUCGUCAAUAUGUACUCUAAACUCGACCUUCUUAACUCAGCUCAACACGUUCUCUCACUCACUCAUCUUCCCACCGUUGUUACUUGGACCUCACUCAUCUCCGGUUGCAUUAAUAACCGCCGUUUCAUUGCCGCUAUAACUCAUUUCACUAACAUGCGUCGUCACUCUGUUCAUCCUAAUGACUUCACUUACCCUUGUGUUUUCAAAGCUUCAGGUUCUUUGCAAAUACCCAUCACUGGUAAACAGCUUCAUUCUCUUGCUUUAAAGGAUGGUUUAAUAUAUGAUGUGUUUGUUGGGUGUAGUGCUUUUGAUAUGUAUAGUAAAACUGGGCUUCAUGUUGAUGCUUGUAACAUGUUUGAUGAAAUGCCUCACAGAAACUUGGCUACUUGGAAUGCUUAUAUUUCUAAUGCAGUUCAAGAUCGGCGGUCUGUGGAUGCUAUUUCGGCGUUUAAGGAGUUUCUUUGUGUUCAUGGGGAGCCGAAUUAUAUUACGUUUUGUGCGUUUUUGAAUGCAUGUGUUGACAUGUUGAGAUUGAAUCUUGGGCGUCAGUUACAUUCGUUUAUAGUUCGGUGUGGAUACAAAGAGGAUGUUUCUGUUGCCAAUGGGCUUAUUGAUUUCUAUGGAAAAUGUGGGGAUAUUGUAUCUUCUGAAAUGGUUUUUAGUAGAAUUGGCCGGAGGAGGAAUGUUGUUUCGUGGUGUUCUAUGCUUGCUGCUCUUGUGCAAAACCAUGAGGAAGAGAGGGCUUGUAUGGUUUUCUUGCAGGCAAGGAGAGAAGUUGAGCCAACGGAUUUCAUGAUAUCUAGUGUGCUCAGUGCUUGUGCUGAGCUUGGAGGCCUUGAAUUGGGCAGGUCAAUUCAUGCUCUUGCUGUCAAAGCAUGUGUUGAGGAGAAUAUAUUUGUUGGGAGUGCACUUGUUGACUUGUAUGGAAAGUGUGGAAGUGUAGAGAAUGCUGAACAAGUUUUCGGCGAAAUGCCUGAAAGGAACCUUGUCACAUGGAAUGCAAUGAUAGGUGGAUAUGCACAUCAAGGUGACGUUGACAUGGCUUUGCGUCUGUUUGAGGAAAUGACAUUGGGCAGCCGUGGUAUUGCGCCGAGUUAUGUGACACUGGUUUCUGUAUUAUCAGCAUGUAGUAGAGCUGGGGCAGUGGAGAGAGGCAUGCAGAUAUUUGAAGCAAUGAGAUUGAACUAUGGAAUUGAACCAGGCGCUGAGCAUUAUGCUUGUGUUGUCGACCUUCUAGGGAGAUCUGGUUUGGUAGAUCGCGCAUAUGAAUUUAUUAAAAAUAUGCCAAUUCGACCCACUAUUUCAGUUUGGGGGGCUCUACUUGGGGCUUGUAAGAUGCAUGGGAAAACCAAAUUGGGAAAAAUUGCAGCCGAAAAGUUAUUUGAGCUUGAUCAUGUUGACUCUGGCAACCAUGUAGUACUUUCUAAUAUGCUCGCAUCUGCUGGCAGAUGGGAAGAAGCCACUGUUGUCAGGAAGGAAAUGAAAGACAUUGGUAUUAAGAAAAAUGUUGGAUAUAGUUGGAUUGCUGUAAAGAACAGAAUCCAUGUUUUUCAAGCAAAGGAUAGCUCUCACGAAAGGAACUCUGAAAUUCAGGCUAUGCUGGGUAAGCUCAGAGGGGAGAUGAAGGAGGCAGGGUAUGUUCCCGAUACGAAUCUAUCACUCUUUGAUUUAGAAGAUGAAGAAAAAGCUUAUGAAGUUUGGUACCACAGUGAGAAGAUCGCACUUGCUUUUGGCCUCAUAGCUCUUCCUCAAGGAGUGCCUAUAAGGAUCACAAAAAAUCUUAGGAUUUGUGGAGAUUGCCAUAGUGCCAUUAAGUUCAUCUCAAGAAUUGUUGGAAGAGAAAUUAUUGUGAGAGAUAAUCAUCGUUUUCAUCGCUUUAAGGAUGGUUGUUGCUCUUGUAAAGACUAUUGGUAAUACUCCUUUUUGUUAACGACGGCAGCUUCUCCACAAAGCUUUCACGUUGGAAACUCGUCACAAACACCAAUGGCGCAACAAGCAUCAUCCUCAUUUCUUGGUCUUGUAGACUGUAGACGACUUCUACUUCUCUGUCUUGUCUGAUGAUGAAAAUGACCUCCUUGCCCAUGUCUCUGAUCACAAGUACGCUGAAGCAUUACAGUUCCAAGAAACCUUAAUGGCCUCUGUAACCACUACUUCCCAUCAAAACCCCUCAUCCUCUACCUACAAGACAUUGCCGUGCCUAGCAUCUUCAUAAAAAACAGAGCAGAUAAAGUUCACAGCUGAAGAAGUUGAUGAAUCGUCUUCAAUCAUCAUUUGAGAGAUUUGUGUAGAAGCAAAAAGGAGUGAGGAAAUGUUUAAGAAUCAACAAUGCUACCAUUCCUUUUGUUCUGAAUGUGUAAUCAAACAAGUGGCAAUAAAAAUCCAAGACAAGAUAACUGUUGUGUCUUGUCCUGGUUUGAACUGCAAGGACGUGUUACAGCUUGAAUCUUGCAGAGCAUUGCUUCCCAAAGAGCUAAUUGAUAAGUGGAAUGAUGCUUCGUGUGAAGCUCUUUUUAUUAAUGUUCCUAAAUUCUACUGCCCCUUUAAGUAUUGUUCUUCAAUGUUCCUUGAUGAGAAUGUAGGACAACAAAAGAUAUUAUUAGGGAAUCUUAGUUCCCUUUUUGUCAUAGACUGUUUUGUGCAAGGUGUCAUGUUCCAUGGCAUCAUGGGGUUGCUUGUGAGGAGUUUCAGAAAUUGAAUGUGGAUGAAAGAGAGAAUGCAGAUCUUCUUCUUAGGGAGCUUGCUGGUCAGAAAAAAAUGGCAAAGGUGUCCCAAAUGCAAGUUCUAUAUUCAAAUAUAUGAUGGUUGUUUUCAUAUGACCUGCAGGUGCUUAUGUGAGUUUUGCUAUCUUUGUGGAGUAGAAUGGACACGUAAUCAUCAGGGCUGUGUUAGCAGGUAUAUUUCAUAAAGCACGAUGGUUGAUGUGGAUAUCAAUAUUUUUACUUUUAAUUUUUAGCUUAUUUUGGUACUAGUUUUCUGACCACAUUCGAGGCAUGUGGAGAAAAUCUUUAAAUUAUGAUUUAUAAUUUAUUUUGUUGUUAUUAAUGGCAGAAUGAGAGUGUGAAUUGUUUCAGAAAAAGAACGAUCGGUAUGUCCCAAUAGUCAGUCGACGUAUGGUUCAACUGACAUUUUGAAUUACUGUAGAGUCAUUUAUGUAAAAUGUGAUAAAACAAUAGGGGUUGUUCUCCAUCGAUUAAUAUGUUCUCUAUCCAUCCCUACUAAAACUCAACUCUAUAUACAUUACCAUUUUAGACCAAAUUAACUUUUGAGGAAUGGCGGUGAAAUGAGUUUUCCACAUAUUUGUCUUGAUGAAACUAAUUAAGACGAUAGUAGCUGACUGGUGUAACAAAUAUUCUUACAAACUUCACAAUAAAACAGUAGAACUGAUUGAGGGCCUUACUGAUAAAACAUAUAUAGUUUAUGUAAUAGAUAUUGGAACUUUCAUUAUUUCCAUGAAAGUGCAAGAUCCUAUGACCUGGGCAAUUAUCCAUACACGUUAUGUCCUAACCCUUUAGUUCUUAAGGAAAUGAGGUUUAAUAAUCUAAAGUUCGGCAAAGAGAUGAGCAGAGUCUGGUUAAUAAUUGUUCCGCUCUGAAUUUGAACGCUGGUUAUAUUGAUAUGACUAAACAUAGUCUUACUAAUACUAAUAGUUAUUAUAAUAUUGUUUCUAAUUAAACUGUUCAAUUCAUCUGAGAAGAAGCAUUUUCAACCUACAAACGGCCGGUUACAUUUAAAAACCUUGAGUGUAAACUUUCCAAACCCAUAUAUUUAGGGACUGAGUCUUGAAUAUGUCUUUUGGCCAAAUAAUAAGAGACCGACCUGGUCAAUCAUAGCCAUAUGUGUCUUUGAUAUGGAACAAGAAUCUCAUUCUUUGUAGUAAAUUACUAACCACAGACAUUGGCUCAGUCAUCAUAAGAGAAAGGUAGGAAGAGUCCAAAGAAAAACUGAUACUACCUAGGAAUAAAUAUUUGUGAUUUGGUUAUAAAUUAGUUAAUGGAUAUACAUGAUUGUAAAAUAAUCACAAAGAUUCAAGAAAAUGUUUGUGUGUGUAACGUGGAUGGAGAAUAUUUGUGGAGCAGGUCAAUGGCCAUAACCACAGUCAUACUAGCUCAUCGAUGAUGCAUAUUAAAAAAGAGUUUAAUUGAUAUGCACGGACGGUGUAAAAUAGUUUUACACGAUCGUCCAAUAAACAACCACCAUUUUGUCAUGUCACAUCAAGAAAGUGGAGUGAAGUGGAGUGAUGUGGCAGAAAAAUGGUUGGUAUUUAUUUUACACCGUCGGUGUAUAUAAAUUAAAUCCAUUAAAAAAUGGGUUCAAGAAGAUGAGAAAGACCAUGUCACAGUGCACGAACUGCGUUACCAAUGUUACAUAGAUCCUUCUCCUUUCUUUCCUCGUUUUUGUCCAAUUCUUGACCAAAAUAAAGACUUUUUUAUUCUUUGGGGUUUGGGGGGAACCCACGUUAUUAGUCAAUAAUAGCUUACACAAAAAUGUUUAAACUAUGAUCUACAAAAAAAUAAUUAAUCUCUGUACAUUUGAGUAAAAAAAAAAGUUAAAGUGUACAUAAGUUGAACUUAUUCACAAAUAU
Trifolium pratense (red clover) is the source of this 4879-nucleotide messenger RNA. RefSeq names its product pentatricopeptide repeat-containing protein At4g14850. The transcript is spliced from 3 exons. The coding region runs from base 157 to 2211 and encodes 684 amino acids. The record is from RefSeq and is a predicted model, not a curated record. Gene Ontology annotation, molecular function: protein binding; zinc ion binding; RNA binding. Lineage: Eukaryota; Viridiplantae; Streptophyta; Magnoliopsida; Fabales; Fabaceae. Gene Ontology annotation, biological process: RNA modification.